GUGGACAUCCUUAAGAAUGAUACAAGCUAAGCACUACGUCCUCUUCAUACACAAAUUUUUGCCAUAGAACAGUCUGUUUUUUGGUUUAUGUGGACCAAAAAAAGAACUGAAUAAAAAUAUUUAUUCAUUAUUCAAUAUUUUGUUGUGUCGAAAUGAGUCUGCACUCACUGACUGAAUACAUAGACGACAUUAAAAUGUCAAGACGGAGGGGAAAGGAAUAUGAGAAUAUUGAUUAUACCAAACUGCAACCAACUGAUAAUGGAAGUUUUGUUGAUGCACAAUUUGUCGCUCCGGCUCAGAAUGUUCCUUGGAAAGCUAUAACUUUAGCUACUUUGCUUCUUGUUGUUGGGUCCUUCCUAUUAAUUUUUGGUAUUUUGGUGGUAAGUGGCCAUAUUGCGCUAAGCUAUUCAGAUAGAAUGUGGCCAAUGAUUAUCCUGGGACUGUUGAUGUUCAUCCCAGGAGCUUAUCAUGUCAGAAUUGCAUAUUAUGCUUAUAAAGAAGUUCCUGGGUAUUCAUUCGAUGAUAUACCUGAAUUUGAUUGAUAUGUUAUUCAUGGAGAAUUGCGCAGUCAAAUUUUUUUGUACAAAAUGAAGCUUCAAGCAUAUAGUGUAGAUCUUUGUUCGAUUCAAGUCAACAUAGAAAAGAUCCAGAUUUUAUAUGCUUCAUUAUUCUAACAAAAUACUUGAAAACAUAUCUCUGCAAAAUGUGCCUUUUUACGUUCCGAAAGAUGAUUAGCCUCAAAGAGGUUUCUUUUAAAAAAAGGCAAUAUAAUAAGAUUUUUGUGAUAUCUUUAGAAUUCCUGAGAUAAGCAUACUCUUAUUGCAUGACUAACACUUUCAUCCCAUUUAGAUGUUAAAGCCAAUUUUGAUGGAUAUGGAUUAAGUUGCACCAAAGUACCUGCUGUUAAAGGAUCGUAGAUCAAGUCCUUGAACUAUUUGUUUUUACUCAAAUGUUAACAUAAAAAUAUAUAUAAUUUA
Coccinella septempunctata (seven-spotted ladybird) is the source of this 977-nucleotide messenger RNA. RefSeq names its product transmembrane protein 230. Gene Ontology annotation, cellular component: endomembrane system. The transcript has 2 exons. The record is from RefSeq and is a predicted model, not a curated record. Lineage: Eukaryota; Metazoa; Arthropoda; Insecta; Coleoptera; Coccinellidae. The coding region runs from base 153 to 542 and encodes 129 amino acids.